AUGAACAGUAUGGACCAGGACAGGGUGAACAGUAUGGAGCAGGACAGGUUGAACAUUAAGGACCAGGACAGGGUGAACAAUAUAGACCAGAACUGGAUGAACAGUAUGGACCAGGACAGGUUGAACAGUAUGGACCAGGACAGGGUGAACAGUCGGGACCAAGACAGGGUGAACAGUAUGGACCAGGACAGGGUGAACAGUAUGGACCAGGACAGGGUGUGCAGUAUGGACCAAGACAGGAUGAACAGUAUGGUCCAGGGAAGGGUGAACAGUAUGUGCGAGGACAGGGUGAACAGUAUGGACCAGGACAGGGUGAACAGUAUGUACGAGGACGGGGUGAACGGUAUGGACCAGGACAGGGUGAACAGUAUGGACCAGGUCAGGGUGAAUAGUAUGGACCACGACAGGGUGAAGAGUAUGGACCACGACAGGGUGAACAGUAUACACCAGGACAGCGGUGAACAGUAUGGACCAGGACAGGCUGAACAGUUUAAACCAGGAAAGGGUGAACAGAUUGGACCAGGACAGGGUGAACAGUAUGGACCAGGACAAGGUGAACAGUAUGAACAAGGACAGGGUGAACAGUAUGGACCAGGAGAGGUUGAAGAGUAUAGACCAUGA
Molecule: messenger RNA, 621 nt
Organism: Schistocerca gregaria
Lineage: Eukaryota; Metazoa; Arthropoda; Insecta; Orthoptera; Acrididae
Product: nipped-B-like protein B
Exons: 2
Coding region: 1-621 (206 amino acids)
Source: RefSeq, a predicted model, not a curated record